GAUAAACAUUACGAACAUGUGCUUUCGGUUCAAUAUUGCCGGUUUCACCUCGUGAAAAAUGCUUUGUUUUGUGGCGAGCUGUAACCACCAAAGCUUGCGGGAAACUUGCAGCUUCUUCAGGUUCCCAAAGAAAUCAAUAAAGUUAUGGGAAAAACUUUGCAGGAGACAAGAUAGGACAGUAACUGCAGCUGACAGAAUAUGCAGCUGUCAUUUCAAAGAUGGAAAAAAAGAAAAUGGACCAACUAUCUUCCCUUGGAAUCAAGGGCAGUAUUUUGACUUUGGAGACCCUAAUGCUAUUUCAAGACAAUGCAAACAGAGCCCAUCUGUAAACCAGGGAGAAGAAAAUGCGGUUAUGGUGGAAGAGACAGAAGCUGCACAACCAAUUCAAUCAUUUAGUGAGGGUUUUGACCAUGACCAGCAUCUACUGCGACACGGGACCGUUACAAGCACCUACUGCGAUAAAGAGUCAAAUUUAUUAAAACAAAUCCAAGAAAUUGAACAACAAAUUGACAAGUUGACAUCAGAAAUAGCCAUUCUUAAGACUAGGAAACAACCUUUCACCAUAAGCCAGAUCAUCAAUGAUGAAAAGAAGAUGCUGAUGUACACCUCCUUGAAAGCAGACAUGUUUAGAGUAGUGGACUCAACUAUUCAGAGAUUUCCAUUAACAUAUGUCAACAACUGGACACCAGCAGUGAUUUCAAGAACUGACCAGUUAUUAAUGACACUGAUGAAAUUGAAGCUAAACUCUCCCAAUUUAGAUUUAGCUGAGAGGUUCAACACAAGUAAGACAACAGUGCAAAAUAUUGUGGUUACACAUAUUUUUGCUUUGCAUGAGGUGUUCUUUGAGGGCAUGAUUGAAAAUAACAUUCCCUCCCUCUUAAAGUGCAAGUCCUCUAUGCCGACAAGUUUUGGUGAUUUUAAUUGUUGCCGUCUUGUGAUCGAUGCGACAGAGGUGACCCAAGACGUUCCAGGGCAGGAUAUGUUAGCACAGUCUCAAACUUAUAGCUCAUAUAAAAACAGGCACACCGUAAAAUCUGUUACAGGCGUUGCCCCUAACGGAGCUGUGGUAUAUGUAAGCAAACUUUACCCAGGAAGUACAUCUGAUGUGGCCAUUGUUGAACACAGUAAAAUGCUCUGCCAGUUGAAACCAGGGGAUAUGAUUCUGGCUGAUAAAGGUUUUACUAUUCACUCUCUCCUUCCAGCAGGUGUGCAUCUCAACAUCCCUCCUUUCUUGAAAGACAAAGGACAAUACACUCCUGCCGAAGUGCAACUGUGCAGAAAAAUUGCCAGAUCUCGUAUCCAUGUAGAGCGGGUAAAUGAAAGAAUUAAGAACUUUGAGAUAUUAUCUCACAUUCCUCACAAGUUUAGACAUUUAAGCACGAAAAUUUUUCAAGUAUGUUCUAUACUAGUCAAUUUUCAAGAUCCAAUGAUUGCAGAGAUUGCAGAUAAUUACAUUCAGGCUCAAGAUUUAGACACUCAUUAAUAUAUGAUAUAAGAAUGUAGAGGUGGAGCAAAUGUAAUUUAUUUCAUGAGAGGUUCCAAGUAUUUGUAAUUGUGUUCAGCUUUAACAUGUAUUUCUUUUAUGAUAUUCAUACCCUAAAUUGAUAUUGUAAAUGUAAGUGUAACAAAGUUUUGACAAACCCAACCUUGCUUCAAGUAGAGUGCUAUGUAUAAGUGCCAGGAAAAUAAAGGUUGUAUUAUAUGUAUCAUAAAUCUUGUAAACAACUUUGAAAAGAGCAUUUUAAGGUAAAUAGUAUGUUGUCAUUGACCUUUACAAAGAUUCUUUGAAAAUACUCCAUUUAUCAUUAUUUUUUGCAAAAAAGCAUGUAUAUUUUAAAUUCUAUAAUAUCAUGAAAGCUAGCAAAUUUUACAU
Molecule: messenger RNA, 1873 nt
Organism: Saccostrea cuccullata (small rock oyster)
Lineage: Eukaryota; Metazoa; Mollusca; Bivalvia; Ostreida; Ostreidae
Exons: 5
Coding region: 59-1483 (474 amino acids)
Source: RefSeq, a predicted model, not a curated record